AUGAAAAGUGCACACGUCCACUCUUCGCCGGGGCAACCAAUCCUCCUCCUCCUUCCGCAACGCAACCCGGCGGCGAUGGGUGAGCCGAACAAUGCUGUGGCCCUCAGAAAAUAUGGUCGUGUGCCGUCCUUCCCCGGCGACAAUUGUGCUCCCAGCACCGUCGCCCGGUGCGCCAACUCGUUUCCACCAACAGUGACAGCUGCACGACGUGUUGGGGAGGUGGCCCACGGCACCACCACGAGCGCGGCGCUGAGAGGAACCCAUGCCGCCCGGUCACACCCGGAAAUUGAUGAUGAUUCCCCACCUGUGCGCGCCCAGAAGUCGUUGCUUCCGGAGGCAAAAGUUCUUUUUUGUUUGCUUAAAGGCCUCCUUGCGCAGCUUCACUCGGCACGUCGUGUUGCAUUGUACAAUCCAACCACGAUCGCAGCAUCGUGCUUCAUUGGGCAGGGGUGCGGCAUGCUCUUUCUUUGCUCUCCGAAAUGCCUGGGGGAAUGGGCGGUCCCAUUUCUGGGCACCUCGAUAGCACCCUGA
Messenger RNA from Trypanosoma cruzi, 531 nucleotides. RefSeq lists its product as uncharacterized. The coding region runs from base 1 to 531 and encodes 176 amino acids. The record is from RefSeq and is a predicted model, not a curated record. NCBI's taxonomy places the organism in Eukaryota, Euglenozoa, Kinetoplastea, Trypanosomatida, Trypanosomatidae. The transcript has a single exon.